Messenger RNA from Eufriesea mexicana, 2519 nucleotides. It is a transcript of the gene bi, whose product is annotated as T-box transcription factor bifid. Gene Ontology annotation, biological process: positive regulation of DNA-templated transcription; regulation of transcription by RNA polymerase II; cell fate specification. The transcript is spliced from 7 exons. Lineage: Eukaryota; Metazoa; Arthropoda; Insecta; Hymenoptera; Apidae. Gene Ontology annotation, molecular function: RNA polymerase II cis-regulatory region sequence-specific DNA binding; DNA-binding transcription factor activity, RNA polymerase II-specific. The record is from RefSeq and is a predicted model, not a curated record. The coding region runs from base 101 to 2452 and encodes 783 amino acids. Gene Ontology annotation, cellular component: chromatin; nucleus.
GAAAGAAAGAACGAAAGAGAUCAAAGAAGAAGCAAACCCUCUCGCUGUUUGAGUCACUCGAAGAGGAAUCUCGCGCGACUCGGCACACCCGCCCGUCUCGAUGAGAUUCGAACAAGACACAGCGUGCAGGGGUACCCACUGCGCCAGCACUCCGCAACCCUCCGCGCUGCAGCAGCGAUCACGGCUCGAGGAGGUGGUGGAGGAGGAGGUGGACUCCUCCGCGAAGGACAUCGACGGUCAACGACGUAGACGAGAGUUGGAGGCUAACGUGGUCGAGGGUGCAAACACGGGGCCGAGGGCCGAGGCGGGGGGGCCUGGGAUGGCGUACCCCGCGUCAGCGACGGCUCUGAAUCAGCACUCGGCCUUCGCCACCUCGAUCGCUGGCACGCCGUCCAGCAACCCGAACGGACACAUAUCCGGCGGCCACCUGCCGGCGCCGGCCGCCCCGCGACCGACGGACUUCAGCGUCUCCUCGUUGUUGACCGCGGCCACCACUCAUCCGCCGAUUCUAGGCGGCUCUUCCUCUCAGGGUAGCGCCUCGCCGCCACCCGGCGGACCGGGAAGUCCGGCCGCCGCGCCGGAAACCCCGCCACCGUUGCCGAGCCAGAGGGAAUUGUCCCAUCCGUCCUCGGCGGUCGCAGCGGCUAGCUACUUCAGCGCUGCCGCCCUGGCAGCCGCUGGAUUUUACAAUCCGGCGGCCCAUUUGCCGGCUACCAGCUCGCCAGGCCUCACUGCUCAUCAUCUGCAAGGAAAGGGGAUCCUCAGCAGCGCGCACCACCAUCCGCAUCUCAACCCGCACGGCAUCACGCCGCCAGGUUUAGGCUUGGGCCCGCAUACGCCAGAGGAAGCAGCCGUCCUGGCGGCCGCGACGGCAGUAUUGCACCACCAUCAUCAGGGUGGUCCCGGCGGGCCUGCGAUGAGGCCACUCAGGCCUCCGUUACCCCCGGGGAUGUUGCACACCUCGCCACACCCUCUGGCACCGCAUCACCCCCUCGCAGGCCCACACCAUCCCCUCGUGCCUCCUCUGCACCCUGAGGAGGACGGGGUCGUGGACGAUCCCAAGGUGACACUCGAGGGCAAGGAGCUUUGGGAUAAGUUCCACAAGCUCGGCACGGAAAUGGUCAUCACCAAGAGUGGCCGGCAGAUGUUCCCUCAGAUGAAGUUCCGAGUUUCCGGACUGGACACGAAGGCCAAGUACAUCCUCCUGCUGGACAUAGUCGCCGCGGACGACUACAGAUACAAGUUCCACAACAGCAGGUGGAUGGUGGCGGGGAAGGCCGACCCGGAAAUGCCGAAGAGGAUGUACAUCCACCCGGAUUCGCCGAGCAGCGGUGAGCAAUGGAUGCAGAAGGUCGUGAGCUUCCACAAGCUGAAACUCACUAACAACAUCAGCGACAAGCACGGCUUUGUAAGUACUACGAUAUUGAACUCGAUGCACAAGUACCAGCCGAGGUUUCACCUGGUGAGGGCCAACGAGAUCGCGAAGCUCCCCUACUCGACGUUCAGGAGUUACGUUUUUAAGGAGACGGAAUUUAUCGCGGUGACCGCCUAUCAGAACGAGAAGAUCACCCAGCUGAAGAUCGACAACAACCCGUUCGCGAAGGGAUUCCGGGACACGGGGGCGGGCAAGCGCGAGAAAAAAAGGCAGGCGCUGUUGACAGUGUCAGGAGGCGGCUCUCGUUUGACAGCAGGUGGACCAGCGUCCCCGGAGAAGCGGCGUUCGUCCAACUCCGUGAACGACCUCCUGGACGACGAGGACAAGCUGCUAGACGUCGUGGGGCCCGACACGCCGCAUCCGGCGCACCACCAACGCGAACGCGAGCACUCCCGCGAGAGGGACGACCGAACGAGCGAGAGGGGAGAGGGUAGCGAGUCGUCGGGUUCGGAGAGCGGCGGUGGAGCAGGCCCAACGAGUUCCGAGGGGCCCAGACCCGACGUGUCGGUGGGUCCACCGCUUCAUCCGCCCCUGCUACCGUACCUCUACCCACCGGUACCUGGCCUGUACCCGGGCCCAGGCCCUCUGAUACCACCCAGUCCCCUCGGGAUCCACGGCGGUGUCACCCCGGGCAUGCUGUUCAACGCGCAACUAGCCCUGGCCGCGUCCCAACAUCCGGCCCUCUUCGCGCACUACCCCCACCCCUUGGCCAGUCCUCUUCACCAGCUGAAAGGACACCGAUUUGCGCCGUACAGCUUACCAGCGCCGUCUCACGGCUCCGCGUUCGAGACCGUCACCCCUGGCAGCAGGACACUGAGUCCCAGGUCCCCACCUCCUAGGCCACCUACCGGAUCACCGACACCCACAGCUGGUCUCACGUCCGGCAGCAGCUCCGCCGGUGAAUUGAAGUCGAUCGAGAACAUGGUGAACGGCUUGCAAGAGAAGAGGAGGCGCAGCCCUAGUCUGACACCCGGUGGACACAGGGGCGACGCGGACGCUGGCGGAGGGAGUCCGUGACAGGAGAACGAGCCCGUGACCAGCACGAACGACGACCCCGAGGACGAGCAGCUGGCCGAAACCUGCG